UUAAUGGUCUUAGUGACUUUUCUUUCAGAAGAAUGGCUGGAGCAGAAUGAGGGAGGCUUUAGCUGGACAAAUGAGUACUCUUUCUCUGAAGAGGGAAGGAGAUAUCAUGAGCAAGACACUCGCAGUGCUCACUAGGCAACAGAAUAGAAACCGGGGAUACAAGAACCUUGCCACAUGGCACAUAGUGCACCGAGGCAUUAAAUAUUAUGCAGACCCAGUCUGAUGAGGCUUUAAUACUGGAUGCAUCCUGGAAGCCACUGGGGGCAGUGAUCAAAAUCAACUUGGACAAGUGACAAGCCUGAGUCUGAUAUUGGUAGAGUUGUUCUGAGGUAGUUUUCGAGGUGAGGACUAGAGGUCACGAGGGAGAGAUGGAAACUAAGUGACAGACUAAAGAAGGGGGAGAAAGGAAACUGUAAAUGGAGAGCGGCGGCGGCGGCGGCGGCGGCGCCGGAACCCAGCUUGUGGGUCGGAGCGGCGGCGGCAGCAGCGGCAGUGGCGGCUGUGGCUGCAGUCCUGGCCCGGGCCCCGGCCCCGCCGCGGACGCGAGUGGAGGAGAGGCACGAAAGGCAAGAGAGACACAAGAGGCAGGCAAGCUGGCGAGGCGAGGGAUGGAGCCGCGGGCGCUCAUCACGGCGCUUAGCCUGUGCCUGAGCCUCUGCUCUCUGGGGCUGCUCGUCACGGCCAUCUUCACCGACCACUGGUAUGAGACGGACCCCCGGCGGCACAAGGAGAGCUGCGAACGGAGCCGCGCGGGCGCCGACCCCCCGGAUCAAAAGAACCGUCUCAUGCCCCUGUCCCACCUGCCGCUGCGGGACUCGUCCCCACACGGCCGUAAGCUGCUCCCGGGCUGGCGCAGCCCCGCGGCCCCCGAGGCGGCGUCGGCCGGAGGAGGAGGCGCUGGCAGCCCGGGUGGUGGCGGUGGCAGCAGCGGGGGCAGCAGCCGUGGCGCCGGGCGGCCGGAGGACGAGCUGCUGCUGCUGGAGCACUGGCGGUCCCUCCUGGGGCUCGGCGUGCUGGAGUCCGAGUGUGGCCGCCCGCUCUUCGCCACCUACUCCGGCCUCUGGAGGAAGUGCUACUUCCUGGGCAUCGAUAGGGACAUUGACAACCUGAUCCUCAAAGGUAUUGCCCAGAGAUGCACAGCUAUCAAGUAUCACUUUUCUCAGCCAAUCCGCUUGCGAAACAUUCCCUUUAAUUUAACCAAGACAAUCCAGCAAGACGAGUGGCACCUGCUUCACUUACGAAGAAUCACAGCAGGCUUCCUGGGAAUGGCUGCAGCCGUGCUUCUCUGUGGUUGCAUCGUAGCUACUGUCAGUUUCUUUUGGGAGGAAAGUCUGACCCAGCAUGUGGCAGGACUACUUUUCCUUAUGACAGGGAUAUUUUGCACUAUUUCUCUGUGCACGUAUGCUGCCAGUAUCUCCUAUGAUUUGAACCGGCUCCCAAAAUUAAUUUAUAGCCUGCCCGAUGAUGUGGACCACGGCUAUAGCUGGUCUAUAUUUUGUGCUUGGUGUAGUCUAGGCUUUAUUGUAGCAGCUGGAGGACUUUGCACUGCCUACCCAUUUGUUAGCCGGACCAAGAUUGCACACCUAAAGUCUGCCAGGGACUCCACGGUCUGAUUGUUUCUGUGCAAAUUCAGUGCUCACCAGCCUGUUUGGGGCUUCGAGGACUUCUGAAAAGCGUUGAGUUGACACUCAAGUGUGGAAUCCAAGCACAAAUGGAUCCUUUACAUUCCAGCAUGUCUUCUGCCAGCCACGAGGGAGGCAAGAGAGAUUCUACUGCUUUUCCUGGAUGACUGGCAUCAAAGAGAAAGCCCGCAGCCAUUCUAUGGACAUGAAUCCUGUGGAAUUAAGUGCUUUAAUGAAUUAACGUAUGCAGUUUUCUGUAACGUUUGGAUCUGUCAUAUGGGGGCAGCACCGUGGAACAUUCCUUGGGCCAAUAAAGGGGGGGGGAUCCUUUUGGGUAAAAAAAAAGGGGGAUAAUUUGCAUUUAUUUCAGAAAGUUUGUACAUAGCCAUUGCCCAAGGGAGUGAUUUCUAUUUGCAAAAUGAUUCCUAGCAAAGCAAACCUACUUUGCUUGUCAUUUACUGUACGCUUGCUAAGUUUUAAUGCAACAUCCUGAACUCAAAGCUGACUGUCCUGAUGGUGUCUUGUGUCAUCACCAAAUAUAUCUGUAUUCUUUGUGGAUAUUCUUUGUCUAAGGAAGAUUCUUGCUCGGUUGGCUUUUAUUGAAGUCCCUUCUGUGUCUUUUUACUAGACCCAAAAUGAUGUAUGAAAAAACAAAAUCUACUGUGUAAGAGAUAGUAAGUGACUAUGCAGUAUUGUUUGAAGUCAUGUCUUGCCGUGCAAUUUCAGUCUCUUUAUGUUAACUGGAUUUCAGUAUUAAAUGACUCCCCCCUUGUUA
Messenger RNA from Monodelphis domestica (gray short-tailed opossum), 2397 nucleotides. RefSeq names its product transmembrane protein 178A (gene TMEM178A). Gene Ontology annotation, cellular component: endoplasmic reticulum membrane. Gene Ontology annotation, biological process: negative regulation of osteoclast differentiation; regulation of cytosolic calcium ion concentration. The record is from RefSeq and is a predicted model, not a curated record. Lineage: Eukaryota; Metazoa; Chordata; Mammalia; Didelphimorphia; Didelphidae.